UUGCUAUUUUCUUCAAUUUAACAUUGUUCCUAGUAAUUUACUAAUUUAUAAUAUUAUCUUCAUAUAUUACAUAGUUCCAAUUCCUUCUUUCUUUUUUUUUCUACUCAAUACAGUGAGGGGUAGAAUGGUAAUUUGCUUAUCAAUCUGAUUCAUCUUCCUCUUCCCAAACCCAAAAGGCCUGAGUGAGAGCUUGCCAAAAAACACCAGCGAAAGAUUUUAAAACCGCACGAGGCCAGCCAGGACUUGGGCUUAACGAAUGCCAGCGAGAUUUUCUUAACGUGAUCAAUCUACUGUUGCAGUGUCAACAUCUCCGUGAGCCUCUUCUUUUCCUUGUUCCCAGAACCAAUGCAUUUGGGCUAGAAAACGGAUCUGUUUUUUUUUUCUAGGAUUUUGUCAUUAGUUUUGGCCGUGAUUUUGGUGUAUCCUAAAUCCCUGGCGUUUGUUGCUAUCACAUUCGAUUUUAUAGGGUGAGAUUUGGAAGAGAGUUUUUUGGAUUUAGGGUUUUAUUUAUCAUGUCAAACUUGUUGUUAUACUGCCGACGGUUUUGUCUGAUAUCUUCUUCGCGUCCGUUUAAUUCCGGAGACUCUGUGUCCGUUUCGAAAUUUCUCACUCAUAAGCUAAGGUUUCUACUGAGAAGAAGAACACUGUGUUCAGUAUCAGAAGGAGGGGAAACAGAGGAGGUUGCCAAAGAUAAGAGACCAUGGUUAAAGUCGUUUACUGUCUCAUAUCUCGUGAACUCAUGUGGGUUGUCAUUGGAAUCUGCCAAGUCAAAGUCCAGAUUCGUUAAGUUGUCAUCUUCAGAAAGACCAGACUCUGUACUCACACUGCUCAAGAACAGUGGCUUCACCAAUGAGCAGAUCAUUAGGGUUGUCAAUUCAUUCCCCAGUAUUCUGAUAGUGAACCCAGAGGUUGUACUCUUACCAAAGCUCAUGUUUUUCCGUUCAAUCGGGUUAUCGAGAUCUGAUACGGCGAAACUGAUCUCAAAUUGUCCCACAACGCUGUCCCUUAGUUUGACCAACAGGCUGAUCCCUUGCUAUGAUUCCCUCAUGAGCAUACUCGGCGAGCAAGAAAAUGUUCUUAAAUGCUUGAGACGUGGAUAUUGGAUUUUCACAUUGGACACUGCGAAGUACUUGGCUACACGGCUAUCCCUCUGUCGGGAUCUUGGAGUCCGGGACCAAAGCAUCAAGAGACUGGUCCAAAAUGGUCCACUCGUGUUCUUCUGCUCCGAGAGAAAGUUCAACGAGGUCCUAAACAGAGUUCGCGACUUUGGUUUUGACCCCAAAAAGAUGUAUUUCGUUCAUGCUAUGUUGGUUUUUUUCCAUGUUAGUGAAUUCGCUGUGGAACACAAGUUUGGACUGUACAAACAGUUUGGUUGGUCCACAGACGAUUGCGUGGCGGCACUCAUGAGAUUCCCAAAUUGUGUGAAGAUAUCGGAUGAGAAGAUAACGGGAACCAUGGAUUACCUCAUUAACAAUGUGGGUCUCCCGCCUGGUGCCAUUGCUAUGCAACCUUUUCUUUUGGGUCUGAGCUUGGAGAAGAGAAUCAAACCAAGGAACGUUGUGAUCUCUGAGCUGCUGUCUAAAGGGUUUGUCAAGAAAGAAGAUUUGAACUAUUUCCAGAUUCUUAAGAUUAAAGAUUGUGUGUUCGUCGAUAAGUAUGUUCGGAAAUUUCAGCAGGUUUCUGCUCUUCAGCCAUGCCCUUGACAGAACAUAAUAUCUAUUUUUGUUUCUCUUAGGCUUCCUUUUAAUGUGAAUUAUGACGUUAUUGUCAUCUGUUUUUGAUUGAUGCUGUCAAAAUCAUAAUGUUUCUCAUGUCAUCACUUUAGUUUAUAAUGACCCCAACCAAUGCUUAAAGUUUUGAAGACAG
Molecule: messenger RNA, 1866 nt
Organism: Camelina sativa (false flax)
Lineage: Eukaryota; Viridiplantae; Streptophyta; Magnoliopsida; Brassicales; Brassicaceae
Product: transcription termination factor MTERF15, mitochondrial-like
Biological process (GO): regulation of DNA-templated transcription
Molecular function (GO): double-stranded DNA binding
Source: RefSeq, a predicted model, not a curated record